Molecule: messenger RNA, 2136 nt
Organism: Trypanosoma cruzi
Lineage: Eukaryota; Euglenozoa; Kinetoplastea; Trypanosomatida; Trypanosomatidae
Product: adenosine monophosphate deaminase, putative
Exons: 1
Biological process (GO): AMP metabolic process; IMP salvage
Cellular component (GO): cytosol
Molecular function (GO): AMP deaminase activity
Source: RefSeq, a predicted model, not a curated record
AUGGAGCGGCGGCAGGUGAGUGCGGAAAGCGAAUUUGAUGCGUCAGUGCUAGAGGAUGAACAGCCCCGUCGGGAUUCCCUGCACACACCAGUUUUGGACGGCGGCAACACCGUCGUGGCACAAGUUUUGCGGUACGAAGCCAAUAGCAAGGGUAUGCGGGGAGGCAUCCGUCAGCUUUCUAGUACGCAGCGUGACUAUGGGGGGACUGGGCAGCUGCAGAUGGUGUCUCCGCUCGGUGGGGGAGCGGGAACAAUUAUCUCCGGUGUUCACCGACGGCGCUCAUUGCGAAACAGAGGAUCUUUUAUCAAUCAGGUGCGGCAUGGAGGAUCGAAGCAAAAUACUUAUGUCGUUCAACUUGAUAGCGACACUGGUGGCAUUGAGAUGCAGGAGGCCAGCCAGUACCUUCUAAACGCUGUCAAGAUGAGAGAAAAGUACAAGGCAGUUGACAAGGGGCAACAAGAGGGGACGGAGCGACUUGUGCCACCGGUAGCACUUUCCUUUGAAUCAGGCUACAUUCAAUUCAGCGGUCAAUGCACACAAAUUGUGCCGUGGGAACAAUUUUACGACGAUGUCACGGCGCUGUAUAUCACACUGCAGCACCCUGUUUGCCGCCGUGCGUGUUCCCAACGUCUGCAAGUGCUGGAAGAAAAAUAUAAUCUCUACAAGCUUUGCAACAAUGAGAUUGAGAAUUUGGAUCGUUAUCGCCGCGGUGGUGGCGUUUUCGCCAACAGCACGAAGGUUGACAAUGGUGUCUAUCUCUCUUCAAUCAUGAAUCCGCAAUGGUUAGUCGAAUACAUUCAGGAGGUGCUGGAGUUGGAGGGGGGUGAAGUGGUGUAUCUUGCUGGUGAUACCAAAGAGCCUCAGACGCUAGAGUCCUUAUGUGAACAACUGGACCUCACAGAUCCCUCCCAGAUGAGUGUCGAUGGACUUGGCCUCUCGCCACCAAGCGAAAAGCGUUUGUACCGCUACGAUGUGCUUGACCCGGAGUUGAACCGCGCUGGCCGCAAUACUGCAGAACUUCUGCGUCUUUUCCUCACGCCAGAUACGUUGAACAAGGGACGAUACUUUGCGGAAGCCGUGCGACCCAUUAUGGCAAUUAAUAGCUCACGGCAGCGAAGCAUUCAGGCUACCGAGAGCAUCAUUGAAAUCUGCGGUCUUUCCCCGGAUGACUGGGAAAAGAUGGCGAACUGGAUCCACGAAAACGGGCUGGACGAGCAGCAAAACAAUCAAUGGCUCAUUGCAUUGCCUCGGCGACAGAUGCGGAAGGAGACGACGCGUGAACCACUCGAACAUUACCAGCAGCAUCUUGAGAAUCUUUUUCUGCCGCUCUUCAUGGCGACUUUGGCACCAGAGGAUCCAAAAAACACGCAGGUGGCAUCUUUCUUGUCCCGUAUUGGUGGGUUUGUGAUUGUGUCGGAUGAGGAAGAGCGUGAAAGUGAGUUUCAGAGGAAAGCGAGGCGGCCAGCGGAGGUUUCCUGGUCAGAGAAUGUCUGUGAUCUCUACUUUGCGUACCACAUCUGGGUGAAUCUCUGUUCCCUGAACGCAUUUCGUCGUCGCAAAGGACUUGGCACACUGCAGUUACGCGCCAUUGCCGGAGGGCGUAGUAGUCAGAUGGAUGUUCUUGUUUACUCCUACCUUCUGUGUGAUAGUGUGGCAAACGGUGUUAUUCUUGAUCACCAGCCUGUGCUGCAGUAUCUCUACGGUAUCCAGCGUAUCGGCAUGGUGAUGUCGCCUUUAAGCAACAACGGUCUGGGUCUUCCAUACAUGCAAAACCCAUUUCAUAUUUUUUUUUGCCGUGGUCUGAACGUGUCACUUGCCACUGAUCGACCGUUGCUAUUUCAUCUUUCUAAAGAACCACUUAUUGAGGAAUAUGGUACGGCGAGUCGAUUGUAUCAGCUUUCCGGCAUUGAUAUUUGUGAGAUUGCGCUUAACUCCGUGAUGAUAUCGUCCUUUCCAUAUGGCACAAAGGCGGCGUGGCUGGGCGAAGCCUUAUUGACGGAAGGACCUAAAGGAAAUAUCUUUGAGUACAGCAAAGUGCCGACCGCACGCCUGGAAUUGCGGCAGGACAUGUGGCAGACGGAACUGAAUAUCAUUACCGAGGCGGCAAAGCAAAAUUCAAGUGUCGAUGAUACCACC